This is a messenger RNA of Bombyx mori (domestic silkworm), 2728 nucleotides long. Its product is annotated as Chitin deacetylase 8. The record is from RefSeq and is a predicted model, not a curated record. Lineage: Eukaryota; Metazoa; Arthropoda; Insecta; Lepidoptera; Bombycidae. Gene Ontology annotation, molecular function: hydrolase activity, acting on carbon-nitrogen (but not peptide) bonds. The coding region runs from base 397 to 1545 and encodes 382 amino acids. The transcript is spliced from 5 exons. Gene Ontology annotation, biological process: carbohydrate metabolic process.
GUUCACCAUUCAGACUUGCCAAGUUAUGUCGGUCGUAUUGUAAUGAGCGAUUUAGUGGGCAACUUCAUUCUGUUAAAUUUGUGUCACGGUGCACGCGCAUCGGAAAAUUUCACUCUCAUAAAUUUUUCAUAACGCGCCUAAUUAAGUAUAAAUUCAAAAAAAUACGCAAGUGAACGAAAUAAGAACGGACGUAUAAAAGUGAAAAUUAAAGAAUUUCCGUUUAGGGACCGUUUACAGAACAGAAAUAAUUUAUCACAACUGGUAGUCCUUUGAUAAGAUAAAAAACGCAAUGAUUGUGAAUACGCGAUUAAAAUUAAAUUAAAUGAUAAAAAUCUAAUUGUACCUAUAUAAAAUAGGUUUCUUACUUUGAUCCGAUCAAAGAUUCCGAAUAUCGCGAUGAAGAGGCUGUCGGUUUUGUGCUCUUUGCUCCUCGUGGCUGCGGCUCUUGGCACUGAGCUGCCAUUGGCUACACCAUGUGACGAAGAGGCUUGUAAGCUCCCGGACUGCAGAUGCUCGUCCACUAAUAUUCCUGGAGGAUUACGAGCCAGAGACACUCCACAGUUUGUAACCGUAACGUUCGAUGACGGUAUCAAUGUCAUUAACAUUGAGACAUACCGUGAGGUCCUUUACGGCCGCAGCAACUCGAACCGCUGCCCAGCCGGAGCUACCUUCUACGUCAGCCACGAGUACACAAACUAUCAGCUGGUCAACGAACUCUACAAUAGAGGCUUCGAGAUUGCUCUACAUUCGAUCAGUCACAGAACCCCCCAGGCGUUCUGGGCUGAUGCCACGUAUCAAAACUUGGUCCAGGAAAUUGGAGAUCAGAAAAGACAAAUGGCGCAUUUUGCUAGCAUCCCCGCUAGUGCAAUUAAAGGUGUGCGUAUCCCCUUCCUUCAGAUGUCCGGUAACACAAGUUUCCAGGUUAUGGCAGAUUUUGACUUACUGUACGACUGCACCUGGCCCACAACUGCCUUGACUAAUCCAGGUCUAUGGCCUUACACUCUUCACCACGAAUCUAUUCAGGACUGCAUUAUUCCUCCAUGCCCAACUGCGUCAAUUCCUGGACCGUGGGUGCUCCCUAUGAUCAGCUGGAGAGACCUCAACAAUUUCCCUUGCUCCAUGGUGGAUGGUUGCUUCUUCACGCCAGACCGUACCGACGAGGAAGGAUGGUUCAAGUUUAUCCUGACCAACUUCGAGAGACACUACCUCGGGAACAGAGCCCCGUUCGGAUUCUUCGUCCACGAAUGGUUCAUUUCGUCAAACCCCGCCAUCAAACGCGCUUUUGUCAGAUUCAUGGAUAUCAUUAACAACUUAAAUGAUGUCUUCAUGGUGAACUCAGCUGAAGUCAUCGAUUGGGUGAAGAACCCCGUCCCGAUCGAUCGAUACCGUCAGCAGCAGUGCAAAUUUACUAUGCCAUCAAUUUGUAGACCAUCGUUCUGCGGGCCACUAACGGGAACUCAUAAUCAGGCAAGUGAAGACAUAUUAUUUGUACUACUAAUAUUACUGUUGGCUGUUUAUGGCCGAAUAAGCUGGAAGUCUACUUGAUAUUACUCGAUUUGUAAUGCUUUGAUUUGUGGACGAGCUCACGACCUCUCUUCUUCAAUUUGUUUCCACUCAAUGAUGAGUGUCUCUUCAUAUGCACUCCAUUCUUUUCUGUCUCUUGCCUUUCGCAUCCAGUCUCUACAAGGUAUUUCGGCUAGAUCGUCGGUCGACCUCAUUGGUUGUCUGUCUACUACCACAACUACCAACGGGCUUAUUGAAAGAUGAAAUAAUAUCCGAUCAUAUAACGUUUCCAGUAUUUCUGGUGCGGAAAACAUACACACGACAAGUGCACCGAGAUAUUGAAUUCUAGAUUAAAAAAUAUAGUGUCUUCCGUCAGGAAUUCAAGGUUAUUAUUAGACCAAAGAGACCAUUAAACAUUGUGUCUAAAUGCGAACUGCGUGUUGUGGUAUACUUACAUUGUUUUAUGGUACACAGAAAUCUGAACGCAUAUUUCGUUUCAAGGCAGAAUAUAACAUAGUAAUCGGGUACAAAGUCAUCCAGCCCUGAAGUAGGAUUCCCUGCGCUAUGGAAACCAGAAACGAAUAUACAUAUCGACGCUUGAAAGGCAAACGUGACUAAGCGACAAUGCGUGAACUUUACAGUGGACUAAUUUAAAGUUGAAAUACCUGAAAACAAAUUUUAUUUUAACGAAUCUAGCUGUAGGAUUGAAAUGAUUUUAAUAGACCUAGAAAUUUUUUUUUUGCGCAUCGAAUAUGGUUAUUGCCUAUCAUUUAUGUACAAAGCAGUUAUUGUCACUUAGCCACGUUUGCCUUUCAAGCGUCGAUAUGUACAACUGUUGAUACGUAUAGAGAUGUUGCAUAUUGUUGUUACAUGUUAUCCAUGUAGUUGUUAAACGCCCAAAGGACAAACAAACCUGAACAUUAUACGAAUGGGAAUCGAACCCACCACUCUCGCCUAGCCAUCUUCGGCGCUAGCCACUGCACCACCAAGUCAAUCGGAAUGCUAUUAAGCAAUUACGGGAACCUACCCAGUCCAACUUGACACAUUAGAUCUCAAAUCAGGGGAUCAAAUAAAAUGGUACCAAUAAAAAUUUAUAUUCUCUGUUACAGCUGUCUUACUACAUGACGAUUUGCAACACGUGUCCCAGGAAUUACCCCUGGGUAGGAAAUCCGCUUGGACAGUAAUAAACUUAAUUCAGUUAAGGAAAUAAAAAAUUUAAAACAAA